Messenger RNA from Lodderomyces margitis, 861 nucleotides. It is a transcript of the gene LYS5, whose product is annotated as holo-[acyl-carrier-protein] synthase. The record is from RefSeq and is a predicted model, not a curated record. Gene Ontology annotation, cellular component: cytosol. Lineage: Eukaryota; Fungi; Ascomycota; Pichiomycetes; Serinales; Debaryomycetaceae. Bases 1 to 861 code for a protein of 286 amino acids. Gene Ontology annotation, molecular function: holo-[acyl-carrier-protein] synthase activity; magnesium ion binding. The transcript has a single exon.
AUGGUUGGCAGCUAUGACUUUGAAAAUAGUAUAAUUGUUGUAUACACACGAAUCACUCCCAAUCUAGUUGAGUUUUUACAAAACGACUUCAAUUUUGAGUUGACACUAAGACUAUUGGAUGAUUUAAAAUUACAAUUGAAGAUUCUGCAGUUGGUGCCACCACUCAGGUAUAAACAGUUGAUCUCAACUUUGUUUACGAGGUAUACCUUGAAUACAGUCUUGGGAAAACCAGCGUUUCAGAACUUAUCGUUUGAGUAUAACAGAUAUGGGAAGCCAUGCAUUGAAGGGCUUGAAUUCAAUACAUCCUCAUCAAAUAAUGUCGUUGUCGUUGUCAUUAAUUCAUUUCCAGUUGGAAUAGAUUUGUCACAUUCGAUGCAGAAUAUCUCCCCCACAAACUACCGGGAGCAGUUUGCACCAGUUUUUAACAAGUCGGAAUUGGAUCAGCUUGACUCCUACUUCAAGUUCAAUCAUUUUUGGACCUUGAAGGAAGCAUUCACCAAGUUUCUUGGGUGUGGAUUAAAUGUAAAUCUAGCUGAUUUCCACUUUCAGUUAGAUGCCGAGGACGAAUUUAAUGAAAAUGACUAUUUUGUGACUCAAUGCCCCAAUGAUCAAGCAAUAAAGCCUGUUAACGUAAGAUGGUAUGAUAAAAUUGCAACCAACGCCGAUAAGUUGUACGAGGAAAAGAAUGAGUUUGUUGUCGGUUUUGCUAAUGAAUUUUAUUGCCGUAGUAAUGUGAUUGAAAAAGCACACGGCGAUCUAUUACCCGUUAUUUGCUCGGUUGUCACGCAGCAAAGGAAUGCAGAGAUAAAAACUUACGAGAUGGAUUUCCUAACAGCGCUAGCGCAAAGUGAUUGUUCUUAA